CAAAAUCUAUCCUUGCCCGAGGAGUCAACAUUGCUGGCGUGAGGGGCUGUCCAAGAAGGUAUUUGAGACAGGAUACCCUCGAGGGCAUAUGUGGUUGUCCUACUAGUAUAGGAACGACUCAAGACACAAGAGGGAAAGGCAUUUCGCAAGCAUUCCUCGACCUGCUGAAAUUUCUAUAAACCCGAUAUAUCCAACGUCCGUAUAGCCAAGGUUCAAACAUUAAGAUGCCGGCUUCUGCCCACUCCCAAGAUGAACCUAUGCCGGACGUUGCGCCACAAUCUCAAGAGCAAGAGCAAGUGGAGGACGAGGAUGAUAUGAUCGAACUUGAUGGACUGCGAAUUAGCAUUUUACCUGGGGCCGAAGAGACAGCCGCAUCAUUUCAGUUCGAUAAAGAAGACCAUACACUUGGUAACGCACUGAGAUAUGUGAUCAUGAAAAAUCCCGAAGUCGAAUUCUGCGGAUACACAAUGCCACAUCCGUCAGAAGCUAAAAUGAACUUGCGCAUUCAGACAUUUGACACUACAAACGUCUUUUCUGUCCUAGAAAAAGGACUCGAUGACCUCAUGAAUCUGUGCGACACGGUAACGGAGACUUUCAUUGAGGCAAAGAACGCUUUCGAAGAGAUUCAGAGCCAAUGAUU
Molecule: messenger RNA, 640 nt
Organism: Histoplasma capsulatum G186AR
Lineage: Eukaryota; Fungi; Ascomycota; Eurotiomycetes; Onygenales; Ajellomycetaceae
Product: DNA-directed RNA polymerase I and III 14 KDA polypeptide
Exons: 4
Coding region: 225-638 (137 amino acids)
Biological process (GO): DNA-templated transcription
Cellular component (GO): RNA polymerase I complex; RNA polymerase III complex
Molecular function (GO): protein dimerization activity; DNA binding; DNA-directed RNA polymerase activity
Source: RefSeq, a predicted model, not a curated record